Molecule: messenger RNA, 2904 nt
Organism: Saccostrea cuccullata (small rock oyster)
Lineage: Eukaryota; Metazoa; Mollusca; Bivalvia; Ostreida; Ostreidae
Product: alpha-(1,3)-fucosyltransferase 10-like
Exons: 6
Coding region: 1475-2830 (451 amino acids)
Cellular component (GO): membrane
Molecular function (GO): alpha-(1->3)-fucosyltransferase activity
Source: RefSeq, a predicted model, not a curated record
UUUAGUUCUGAUCUGAUAUGUGCUUUUUCCUAGCUGGUGUGCUCAGGUGAGCGCUGUGGCCCCUGGGCCUCUUGUUAUGUCUAGCAAUGACCUCAUCAUAAUGGCAUUGAUUAAUUUUUUUUGUUGAAAUCCAUUAUUAUAUCAAUGCUAGGCAUUUUAUUUAUUUAGUAAUGUAAUAAUUGACCUCAAGGUCAAGAUAGCUAUAUAAUACCAAUCUGAUUUUGAAACAUCAUUGCUUAUUUUGUUACUGUAGAUUCCUAAAUAUAUGUGUGGAAUGAACGCAUAAUUAUGUGAGAAGCUUCACACAUGAAAUGAAAUUACUCACCUUUAUUUUAUGGUGCUGAAAUCUAUGUAAAAUUUCUUAAUCAACCGUCCAUUUGCGAAUUAAUAUUCUUGCGAUUUGACGCUGAAGAGCCCAUCUGCAAUCAUAAAUACUCACAAAAAUAAAGGAUCUACAGUAUUUCUAGUAGGUUAUAUUUUUUUUUAUUGCUGGGGCUAUAUGCUGUUUGUGUUCAUUUUUAGCUCUACUGAAGGAAAAACCAGGAGAAAAGCAGAAUUCCAGAGUAGAGAAUUAAACGUGUUAAGGCUUGCGCUGCAAUAUCUUUAGUUUAAUUAUGCCCCCGAACUUGAAGAUUCAGGGGAACAUAGCUUUUGCCCUGUCUUUCAGUUUGCAUGUUAAUCUAUUUGUCUGUCUCUUUGAAAAUACUCUAACUUGCUAUAACCUACUAUGCUUGGAUCUAUGACUUUAAUAUUUAAUGUGUGAUCUUUGAUAUUUGAGGAACUUUAAUUUUGACAACAUCUUUAUAACAGUUUGUGCUAGGUCCUUUAAUUAGUCGAAAUAUAUUUUCUGUGGAUAUCAUUCAUUUCUACUUAGAACUUGGAGUUUGACCCUCUUUUUAAAAUUUUACUUUGGCUUUAACUUUGAAUGGUUGAUUCUUGACCUUUCAUUUUUCACACGUAUAUUCAUUUUUACAAGUCCUCUCUGAAAUCUAUCUUGACCUUGAAGUUUAAUGCAUUUUAGAAACUUUUAAACCUUCGCCAUAGGCUGUCAUACGGGGGCAUCAUUGUAUUACAAAUGCAUCUUGUUUUAUUAUGCUUUUUUAUUUAUAAUAUAUUUUCAUUGAUCUCAGGUUCUUUCUUAUUCAUAGGUGGUUUUGAUUUUAUCGUACACAUCAAUAAACGCAUGUAUUUCAUUCAUAUACAGGUAUAUUUUUCAAUAAAUCUUUCAAUAAUAUAAAAUUUAUUUUCCCUUUUGAUUGAAUUGUACACCAAGAGAAAUAGUGGCAUAUCCGUCAGUAUUAAUGAUCGAUGUAUAGCAUUAUAAAGAAAGAACCUUAAUGCAGUCGUUCAUUGUAUUCUUGAGGCCUUAUCUAGGUGACCAAUACUGAUAAUAUUUUCUCUGACAACGAAAUUUGUGACCCCAAUAAACAAUGUAUCAUUAUGCCUAGAAUGUUUUCCUCAUUGGCUUUCUAUUAUGCGAAUUAAACGUUGGUUCCGCUGUUUCAUCCUGUGCUUCUUUGUUAUUUUCCUGGCAUUGUUGUUACUGAUGCUCGUACUGGCAAUUGGAGCAAGUCACUCGGGGGAGCUAGAAAUGGCAGAUCCGAUCAUUUUGUGGUGGACGGACGGCGAUGAUCAGAAGGACAUCUACAGGAAGUGUGGGGAUGUCACGUGCUUCAUCACCGGAAACAGGAGCUAUACCAGAAAUCCACUCACCAAGGUUUUCAUGUUUUACGGGACAUCAUUUCAGUAUGCCGAUCUUCCACUGCCUAGAGAACCUCAUCAUGAAUGGGCACUUCUUCACGAGGAAUCUCCCAAAAACAACUAUCUUUUUUCGUUUGAGGAAGUGAUGACUUUGUUCAAUCACACCAGCACAUUUCGGCGGGAAUCGGAUUACCCAUUGAUCACCCAGUUCCUGGAGAGUAGUGAUUGGCUCACCAGCACAAAGUACCUGCUGUGUGUAAUGGAGAGAGAACAGCAAGCCGAAAAAUUAAAGUUAGCUCCCGUGAUAUUUACAAACAGCGCCUGCGCUACAGCCUCAGACAGAGACGGGUACAUAAGAAAACUAAUGGAAUACAUACCAGUGGACUCGUACGGUCUAUGUCUACACAACAGGGAUUUACCAAAACAUCUAAGAGAUUCAAUAGAUGGGAUGUUUCACGAGGAGUUUUACAAACUGAUCUCAAAGUACAAGUUUGCCGUGGCCAUAGAGAACGCCAUCUGUGUGGACUAUGUGACGGAGAAGCUUUGGAGGCCGCUACACGUCGGCACAGUCCCCAUUGUGUUGGGCUCGACAAAAGUUAAAGACUUUUUCCCAUCCAAUAAAUCGGCCAUUGUUGUUGAUGACUAUGAAUCUGUAGAAGAUCUGGCUAAAUAUCUCAAAUACCUAGACAACAACGACGACGAAUACCAACAAUACUUGGAUUGGAAGAAAUCAGGGAUAAGUAAUGGAUAUUUAUUGUCGGUUCUGAGAGAAAGGGAGUGGAUCUAUGAUUACUCUGGAAACAGCGAUGGUAUAACUUUUUUCGAGGGCUUUGAAUGCUUAGUCUGCAGAAGAGUGCACGAAAACCUCAAAAGGGAGAGAACUGGACAGGAAAAAUUGGAAUUUCGAGCAUCACGCGACCAUUACGGAUGUCCCGCUCCAGUGAGUGUGGAUGACAGAGGUCAAAGAACUCAACCGAGUUUUCUUCUCACAGAAACCUUCACUAAUAUGAAGUUUAUAGCGAAGGCUCUUAGGUACCAUAUAGAAACAAACAUAACUGUAGACAUGGAUAGUAUUCUUAAGACAGCUGAACGCAUUAGACAUCAGACAAAUCAAUCAAGUAUCAAGUGAUGCAUAAACGAUCAGCAUAUAAUUUAAUUUGUAAUUUCUAAAUCUUACUUUUGUAUGUACUCCCACCCGGUAAA